AUGGACGAUGUCCCGCUUGUAGCUUCAGAGGGAGUUGGAUCAGGAGGUGUCGGGCAUUAUUGUUCAGGAAAGGUCAACGUCUUUCGACUCCCCCCACCCAUACCUGGCAAGGAAGGUGGGGGAUACCCAUCAGAGUGGCAUCACGCCCAGAUUGUGAUACGGAGAAAUUACAUGAUUCACAAGCUUCGAAAUGCCGGGAAGAAGAUUCCAGAAGCACAAGACCCAAAAGCUGAGAGCGAUCCUGAAGCGCAAAAAGCGAAGAUGCGCAAACGAGAUCUGAUCAAGAAGUAUGCUGAUUCUGGUCUCAACUUCAUCAAGGGCGUGGCGGACAAGGUUUCUCAUAACGAAACUCUGCAGAAGACUGCAGGGAGGGUAGGGCAUGCCGUGUCUGAAGCGCAUGCCUACACGGGAAAGCUUGUCCAUGGUCUUGCACACAAGAAGCAUGACAAGUCGGGAGAAACAGCAGAAGAUGUUCAAGGGGAGGAGGCCAAUCGCUACCCAGGUUGGAUGAUGGAGCGUAUCAAGACAGCGUCCAUUGGCGUCGGCUUCUUUCUCAAGAGGAGAGAGCAUGGGGCUCUUUCCUCCGAAACCCCCUUCCAGCUUGCCUGUAAGCAAGAGCGGGUGCAGAUCAUCGAGAUCGCUGCUCGUGACCAGCUGAAGACCACUCAUGUGGUGCAGAACGGGGAUGUGUUGAAGUGGAUUUUUGCGGCGAAAGCCCAUGAUGUUGCGUUUCAAGUCAAGAUAAGGAAGAUGAUGGAAGUAGGAGGAGCCAAUGAGGAGGUCGACAGUAAGAGUAUUGCAGAGGGAACGUACGAGGUGACUGAAGCAGGUCAAGUGGUGGUCGUGUUGGACAAUUCGUACAGUCUGCUUACUUCCAAGACUAUCGCCUACAGGACUUGGGUGGAAAAGGCUGCGGAGGUAGAGGGCGGAGCUGCAAAAUCUUCUGCAUCCGAAUCUAUCCAGCAGGAUGAUGGAAUCGUUGAAUUAUCUCCAACUGCAACCGAGGAGGGAAAACCCGCCGCAGAUGCUGCGCAAGAGAACUCUGAGAAGGCAGGGGCAGCAAAGCAAGCCGAGGAGGAAGCAGCGGCGAAGAAGGCCGAGGAGGAGGAGGCCGCGGCGGCGGCGGCGAAGAAGGCCGAGGAGGAGGAGGCAGCAGCGGCGGCGAAGAAGGCCGAGGAGGAGGCAGCAGCAGCGGCGGCGAAGAAGGCCGAGGAGGAGGCAGCAGCGGCUGCGGCGAAGAAGGCCGAGGAGGAGGCAGCAGCAGCGGCAGCGAAGAAGGCCGAGGAGGAGGCAGCAGCAGCGGCGGCGAAGAAGGCCGAGGAGGAGGCGGCGGCAGCGAAGAAGGCCGAGGAGGAGGCAGCAGCGGCGGCGAAGAAGGCCGAGGAGGAGGCAGCAGCAGCGGCGGCGAAGAAGGCCGAGGAGGAGGCGGCGGCAGCGAAGAAGGCCGAGGAGGAGGCAGCAGCGGCGGCGAAGAAGGCCGAGGAGGAGGCAGCAGCAGCGGCGGCGAAGAAGGCCGAGGAGGAGGCGGCGGCAGCGAAGAAGGCCGAGGAGGCCGCGGCGGCAGCGAAGAAGGCCGAGGAGGAGGCAGCAGCAGCGGCGGCGAAGAAGGCCGAGGAGGAGGCAGCGGCAGCGAAGAAGGCCGAGGAGGAGGCAGCGGCAGCGAAGAAGGCUGAGGAGGAGGCAGCAACAGAGGAGGCGGACUCGUAAGGAGGUGAGUGAAUUGGACGGGGAGGAUCUCUUGGGAGUUUUUAUGGAAAUUUCAAUUUUGCUUGCAUAAAUAUGCGACAUGGGAGGAUUCCUCAUACAUGUACCGGAUUUCAUCUUUAACCGCCAACAUUUGCUAGUCAGUGGUAGGAAAAUAUUUCAGUGAACCCGCGAUUCUACUCUCC
Guillardia theta CCMP2712 is the source of this 1889-nucleotide messenger RNA. RefSeq lists its product as hypothetical. The transcript has 7 exons. The record is from RefSeq and is a predicted model, not a curated record. Lineage: Eukaryota; Cryptophyceae; Pyrenomonadales; Geminigeraceae. The coding region runs from base 1 to 1707 and encodes 568 amino acids.